Messenger RNA from Durio zibethinus, 1774 nucleotides. Its product is annotated as serine carboxypeptidase-like 35. The record is from RefSeq and is a predicted model, not a curated record. Gene Ontology annotation, cellular component: vacuole. Lineage: Eukaryota; Viridiplantae; Streptophyta; Magnoliopsida; Malvales; Malvaceae. Gene Ontology annotation, biological process: proteolysis. Gene Ontology annotation, molecular function: serine-type carboxypeptidase activity.
GUUUCUUUUUGUUUUUUUUUUUUUUUUACUCUUAGGUUGCUUCCUUUGCAGCUGCUGCCAAGCAAAUCUUAGUUUCAAUGGCAAAGCUAAGCACCUGUUUUUCCCUAUGCUGUUUUCUGUUCAUUCUUGUUCCCAUCUUGGCCCAUAGCAGACAACCUUCCGGCGAUGAAGAACAAGCGGUACUACUGCGGCAGCAAGAGGCUGACAGAGUCACAAACUUGCCUGGACAGCCAGCCGUGAACUUUAGGCACUAUGCAGGGUACGUGAAACUCCAGCCUCAAGAUCAGAAAGCGUUAUUCUACUGGUUUUUUGAAGCCCAAAGUGGAGUUGCUCGCAAGCCUCUUGUUCUUUGGCUUAAUGGAGGGCCUGGUUGCUCAUCAGUGGCCUAUGGAGCUGCUCAAGAACUUGGUCCAUUCCUUGUUCGUAGCAAUGGCACUGAGCUUACUUUUAACAAAUUCUCUUGGAACAAAGUUGCAAAUAUGUUGUUUUUGGAGGCACCAGUUGGUGUGGGGUUUUCAUACACCAACAAUUCUGAAGAUUUACGUAAACUUGGUGAUCAAAUUACUGCUGCAGACUCUUAUACAUUCCUAAUCAAUUGGUUCAAAAGGUUUCCAAGCUUCAAAUCCCAUGACUUUUACAUUGCCGGAGAGAGCUAUGCUGGUCAUUAUGUUCCCCAGCUGGCUCAAUUCAUUUAUGAGAAAAACAAAGGAUUUAGCAAAGACUCAUACAUUAAUCUCAAGGGAUUCAUGAUUGGGAAUGCUGCCAUCAAUGAACCAACUGAUACCUUAGGGCUUUUUGAUUAUGCCUGGAGUCACGCCAUCAUUUCAGACCAACUCUACGAUAAGAUAAACAAGGAAUGCAGUUUUAAAGAGAUCAGUAACCAAACAGCUCAAUGCACUGAACAUAUGAGAGGUUUCAUGGAAGCUUAUUCUGACAUCGACAUGUACAGCAUCUACACCCCCGUUUGCCUUAAAUCUUCCGGCAGAACCUAUUCCAAACUCGUAGUUGCUCCUCGUCUCCUCACGCAACAUGGCCUUUGGCAUAAGCUACCAUCAGGCUACGAUCCCUGCACAGAAGAUUAUGUAGAGAAAUACUUCAACAGAAAAGAUGUUCAGACUGCCCUGCAUGCUAAUGUCACAAAGCUUCCCUAUCCUUACACUACAUGCAGUGGUGUAAUUAAGGGUUGGAACGACUCUCCAGAUUCUGUGUUACCUACCAUUCAAAAACUCCUCGACGCUGGCUUACGCAUUUGGAUUUACAGUGGCGAUACUGAUGGGAGGGUGCCAGUGACAUCAACGAGGUACAGCAUAAACAAAAUGAGGUUAAAAAUUAAAGAAGAAUGGAGGGCAUGGUUCUACAAGAGCCAAGUGGCUGGAUGGGUAGAGACGUAUGAAGGAGGCCUGACGUUUGCCACAGUGCGCGGUGCGGGACAUCAAGUCCCGGUAUUCGCACCUGAUCAGUCCCUUUCUCUCUUCACCCAUUUUCUUACUGCCGACACCUUGCCACCUUCACGUUCCUAGCUAGCUAGCUGCUGCUGCUAUUUAGACUAUUGCCAGUAGGGCCGUAGCUGAUAGCCAUUUGUGUCGCUAAAUCAGUUAUGUUCAGCAAAGUUUGUGACAGUUCCAUUAGAAUUUUUAGCUACUAGCAUUUGUCCCCCUCCCUGCAUGCAUUUUUCUAUAUGAUUUCUGUAGUAGAUAUCCUUAUCUUGCUUUGCAUAAAAAUCAAGAUCAAGUAAGCCAAGAAAAAUCAUUACAGAACAACUACAGUCUACAAG